CUCUAUUAUUUACCAUCACUAAAGUGAACUGUGCUAUAUUUUGAUUUAUUUCUGUUGUUGACAGAAUCGAAGCUAGAUUUGAAAUAAAAAAGCAGUUUACAUGGCAGCCGCCCGACGUGAUAUAGCGCCGUUCUUGCAACGUGUGCGUGCUUUCCUCCUCGGCCGCGAACACACCGUUGCACUGCGGUUCGAGGAUGGCCUGGCCGAUCGCACACAGCCCCAACCAGAGAUCCCCGACGGUCCCUCGCAUCAGUACUCGGCCAACUACUAUUGCUCCCGUGAUGGUCGCCGUGAAGUGAAUCCGCCAAUUGACCUGGUGCAACAACAUAAACUGCUCGGGGCGGAGGGUGAGGCACCCGCAUCCAAGGCUGGCUCCAAGCUGCCAACGCCGGGCAAAGUCUACGCAUGGGACUAAACAAGUCUCGCUGCGAACUGCAGACAUAGAAUAUGGAAUUACCUUUUUUUUUGUUCUUUCUUGUGCUCGGUUAUUUCCGUAGGAAAUGCUGACUGAUCCUAAAAUAGAAACAAUGUGAAACCAAAAA
This is a messenger RNA of Drosophila innubila, 542 nucleotides long. RefSeq names its product NADH dehydrogenase [ubiquinone] 1 alpha subcomplex subunit 7 (gene ND-B14.5A). Gene Ontology annotation, biological process: mitochondrial electron transport, NADH to ubiquinone; ATP synthesis coupled electron transport. Gene Ontology annotation, cellular component: mitochondrial inner membrane. The coding region runs from base 101 to 415 and encodes 104 amino acids. Lineage: Eukaryota; Metazoa; Arthropoda; Insecta; Diptera; Drosophilidae. The transcript is spliced from 2 exons. The record is from RefSeq and is a predicted model, not a curated record.